CUGGAGAGCCAGCGAUGGCCAAGUUUAAUGUAGACUUCGGGCAAACGCGCGACUUAAAAAUAUUCCCGGAUUCACCACGGCGGGAAAUUUUGUGGGAGUAAGGAGAGCCAGACGCGGAUCAGACGGGUCCCGAACAUCGAGAUCCUGGUCGAAAGUUUCUUUAGCGUCUGUGUUUACCGAAUGACAAGUUCGGAGCUUCGCUCGAAUCGUUGACACUUCGGUGUGUCGGUACACUCGGUAACUGAGUUGAGUGUGAAAACUUUCGAUGCGACAGUAGGCGUGAGGAGCGUUUGAUGAAAAGGAUUCGUGUGCAAAGUGCGAACUCCUCGGUGGCUGUCUGUAGAUUACCAUGUCUCGCUGUUCGAUUAAGGAUUUUAAAUACCCGGUGCUCAGUGGAGUUUGAAAAUUUGAUCAAAGUGCUUUGUACUUUCGAUAUACGAGCUUACAUGUGCACACACGGAGGGCGUCAGGGUUGUUACACCGAACUCGAGGGGCUGAGGGUAGAAAAUAAUAACGCGCUCAAAGGUACGUCACGAAUAAAAAACUCCUCCGUUCAUCCUACACGAGGAUUGUUAUUAAUGGUCCCGUUCUUUGCGCUUGACAACUCAAUCUAAUGAUUAAUUCCUCGGUGAUUACCUGCUGCUGAACCGACGGAUACUCGACGAUCGCUGCAUCCCCAGGAUUGAGGAGAAGAAAACAACACCGAACGCUACGCCGGAUCCAACGAUCCCUCGGACAAGGGUCAGGCCGACUCUACGUCCGUAUCCUGAGAACCUUAAGCCAGCAUCACGUGGCUCUGGACCCAUUUGUGAGCGAAAACUUGACUCAUAGUCGUGCGGACGAGUGGGUUGAGUUUACCGUUUUCAAUUCGUUCGUGUUUAACGAAAACUUCCACUACUUGUUCUGCUACUUCCAUACACUUUUCUUUUGUAAUACAAAUUUGGCGAAGGUAGAAUACCUACAAAUGAUCAGUUGGCGCCAAGUUCUUUUGUGCGUAUAGCUUUGAGAUAAUUUUUGAGAAUUUCAAGUUCCCAGUGUGUGUUCGACGAAGAUGUUGAAGAUUCACAUGUUGGACUACAUCGGGGACACUCGAGAAGACACCGGCGGGCGGCAGCAGCUCGACCAAUCGGUUUACUGCAACUCCGAGCCCAGACGGACGGAGGAUACGCAAAACAGCCGUGUUAAUCCGGAUAAAGUAAAGGGAACGACGCAUUCCGACCAUAUGUUCGAGCUUCUCGAGAGGUGCCAGAGUUCCCGUCUUGAUGAUCAACGCUGUCCCUUGCCUACAUACUUCUCUCAGUCGUCCAGAGAUGAGAGACCGACGUCGACUUCGGCAGGCGGUACUCAACCCCUUACACCGACUCCUUCACCGUCGCCGGUCGCCGAUGCACCGAUCGGACGUGCCCUCAUGGAAGCCGCACUCUUGCAGGCAGGGACCCAACCUCCACCCAUGGUCGUCACACCCCCAGGGUACUGGGUCGAGGGUACCGACCACCAUCACACUCUCGAUUCCUCGGGCAGAGCCAUACUGCCCACUCACCUUGCCUGGCAACCGACGAUAGACCAGGACGACACAGCCAAAUGCUACAGGCGUCUCUUUGCCACCAGGGAGCACGUCAACCUCGUCGGAAGGGACCCGGAGCAUGGACCGGUACUAGUAUCCGUAAAGGCGGAAUCUCUCGCCGGCGAAGAACACUGGAGAGUAUUUCUCAGACUGCGAGCCGGUUCUAUGCACAAACUCUUACCGGCUUCGGAAAUCGGUCCAAACCCAUCGCCGAUCAGAAUGGUCAAGAUGCUGAACGAAUCUCUGACCGUGAACACGUUGACACCGGUGAUUUGCUCCGGCGCAGGAGCCAUGAUAGCCAGCUACGACGAGCACGCCUUGGUUUCGAAAUUCAAAUUCGGAGUUCUCCAUCAGCGAGCGGGCCAAACGACCGAGGAGAAGCUCUUCGCUAAUCGUCAGAUAACCCCGGCCUUCCAGGAAUUUCUCGCUCUUCUCGGUCAGAGGAUAAAUCUGAAGGAUCACAAGGGGUAUCGCGGAGGAUUGGACACCCGACACGGUCAGACCGGUGACUCGGCUGUCUACGAGGUUUUUCGCGGGCGUGAAGUCCUAUUUCACGUAGCCUCCCUCCUCCCCUUCAGCCCCGGUGACUCGCAACAGCUACAACGUAAACGCCACAUCGGUAACGAUAUUGUAGCCAUCAUAUUCCAGGAGGAACCAACACCCUUCAGUCCUGAUAUGAUCGCGAGCCAUUUUCUCCACGCUUUUAUCGUCGUUCAGGUCGUCGACCCGUGCACACCGAACACCAGGUACAAAGUGAGCGUGACUGCACGUGACGAUGUUCCACGGUUCGGACCGGAGCUACCCAAGCCUGCUGUCCUACUUAGGGGCGUCGAGUUCAAAGAGUUUCUGCUCACGAAGCUCGUAAAUGCCGAGAGUGCAGCGUACAAGGCUGAAAAGUUCGCUAGACUCGAGUUGCGAACCAGAUCAGCGCUCUUGGAAUCAUUGACCGAAGAACUGCAAUUGAAGACAGUCGAUUUUCUGGGAGGGGGAGCGAUUCCAUGCCCGGUAAGUCCUGCAGCGAGCGAGGCCUCGGCAUCCGGAAGCAGCGGCAGCGGAUCCCGAUUCAUAGACACAGUUCGUAAGGCACUGAUAUCGCGAGUGCGAAAUGCGUCGACGGACAACGUACCGCAACACAUGCCGAAAAAGGGUCCAUCAGAGGCGAGUCCACCGUGCAAUCGGUCGAUAAGCAAAUCAGGCAAACGUUCAAUCGAGCCUACCAGUCCAUUGAGCUCGCCAGAUUUAACUUUGAGGAGAGAUUCGGACCGCGGAAGUCCGAGUCUCGGAAGUCAGGAUAGCAGUCACUCUACGACGGAGAACCAUGACAGUAGUUUGGCGACUUUGCAGCAGGACGAUACAGACAGUAGACGCGAGUCUGUUAAUAAUUCGGAGAAAAGUUCCUUCCAGCACUUGACUCAGGAAAAUCUUCACAAGCGGGAGGUCGGCUGUCCGCGAAUGACGGAGAAAUCCGAAACGCACAGAGUCGUGUCCGAGAGCGAUGACAGCUCUCUGAACAGCGAGCUUGAACUGGACCACGUCGUUUAUCCGGAUAGCGAUACUGGUCUCGAAUCGAUGAGUUCUGCGGAGACUCAUGAAGCAUCACAAUGUCCACAAAGAAGCGAACCCGAAACCGAAGCCCUGCGGACAGAAGUCACUAAGCUCAAAUGUGACAAACUUGAUCUGCUUAGACAGAAUGUGACUUGUCAACGAGACAUAAAAAGACUUCGUGAAAAGGAACUUCAACUUCAAUCCGAUUUGACUGCAGCGUCAACGGAAAUCUUACGGCUGAGGGGAAUGCUAAAAGAGUGCUCGAGUAGCGUAGCUUUGGAGAACAACAACCAACAAACAUCAACGGUGUGAGAAUAUUGAGAGAAGCGAUAGCCUCUUAAUGAAAAACUACAACGUAGCCUGUAGCUGAUGUACAAUAUGAUAUCCACACUGGUUUUAAGUACUGUCGCUUGUUAGAGCCUCGCUGGUCUAUUCCAACUAGAUAUACUAUGUUAGAGAAAUGUGUAGCUAAGUUUGGAUUCCGGUGUAUUAGUGUCGUCUUCACAUACUGUUUAGAAAAUCUUUCCAACCCACGGUUUACAAAUGGUUCUUCAGCGUACAUAGUUAAAUGUCUGUAAUAAUGUUAGGUGUUUCCCAUAUCAUACCAACGGAAUAUGUUAGACAUGAGGUUUUGGGCAGUACUGCUACUUUGUUACACAAGUACACAGUCAUUUACGAGUAAGUUGUCCAGUUAUGUGAUUGUGUGAUGAUUUUGCUGCUGCGGCGCUUCGUUUGAGCAGGUCCUAACUACGAUGGUACUUGAAUACUUCUUGAAGGUUAACGCAAAAUAUUUAUGAAUUAAUUUAUUAAUAGUUAUAGAAUACCCGAUAGCGGUCAGUGUAUAGAUGAAUAUUUAAAAGUCUAUUGUUAUUAAAAGUUAAUGGAAAACAAACAAAAGAAAAAAAAAAACUAGGAGAAAGAGAAUAAUUAAGUGUAAUUAAAUGGAUCAUACUAUGUACUAAGAAAAUGAUUAUUAUAACACAUGCCAAAUU
This is a messenger RNA of Neodiprion virginianus, 4101 nucleotides long. RefSeq names its product rap1 GTPase-activating protein 1 (gene RapGAP1). The transcript has 10 exons. Gene Ontology annotation, biological process: regulation of small GTPase mediated signal transduction; activation of GTPase activity. NCBI's taxonomy places the organism in Eukaryota, Metazoa, Arthropoda, Insecta, Hymenoptera, Diprionidae. Bases 1052 to 3421 code for a protein of 789 amino acids. Gene Ontology annotation, cellular component: cytoplasm. The record is from RefSeq and is a predicted model, not a curated record. Gene Ontology annotation, molecular function: GTPase activator activity; protein binding.